AUGUUUAGCGGAGAUCUUCUCAGCGUCCGGCCUUUGGAGCUUAAAUUCCACUGUACGUAGGCCGAAGAUUUUAUCUCGUUCAUGCGCUCUCUUUGCUCGAUUUGAACUGAUGGGUCGCCCCCGCCCUAGAUCUGAUCUAGUGUGGAGAAUCCUCGAACGAGGAGGGACCCUUGGUCCGCUUUCCCCCUUAAUCGGGUCUUGGCUACGAGCUUGUUCUCGUGCUUAUUCUGCGGUUUCUGCUUCUGGAUCGCACUUCUUUGCCGCUUCCUUCCGCGGAUUUUCUGUUCAACUUUUCUUCCUCAAAUCGAUACGAUGCUCAUCGUGACUCCAUUGAUGUCUCUGCACGUACCGUAAAAGUCGAAGUAAAUAAGCAGAGCUCGUGCUCCAUGCAAUUGACCAACAGGACGGAACAGUAUGUCGCCUUCAAGGUAUCCCCUCUAUUUGCUCCGCCGCUGCGGUGAAGGCCAUGAUAUUUUCGACACGAUUCCUUCUCCUAGCUGUUGAUGGAAUUCAUAGAUCCUCGAAUGAUAAUUUUUUUCUUCUCAGAUUAAGACAACUAACCCGAAGCGGUACUGUGUUCGUCCCAACACCGGGAUCGUGUUGCCGGGGAUGACAUGCGACGUCACCGGUAAUCCACAUUUGGUCCCUAUUUCUCGCCCUCUGCGUCGAUUCCUCGUCCGAUAUCCUUCAGAACUUCUUCAUUCCUCUUGGGCACUUCGUAUCCUCGGGUUUCAGUGACGAUGCAAGCUCAGAAGGAGGCACCACCUGAUCUCCAAUGCAAGGAUAAGUUCCUCGUCCAGAGCGUCGUCGUAGAAAAUGGAGCGACGUUGAAGGACCCAGCCCCUGAGAUGGUCAUGAACCUUGACUUCUCUGCUUAUGAUCGUCUCCCUUUCCUCUAAACCUCGACCUCGCAUUGGCCGUGUCUGAUCCGAGAUGAUGUGGGUUUUCAGUUCAACAAGGUUCCUGGAAAGCUCAUCGAGGAGGUGAAGAUGAGGGUGGUCUACCUUCCUGCCAACCCUCCGUCUCCAGUCCCUGAGGGAUCAGAAGAAGGGUCGCCUCCUCGGUCCUCCUCAUUGGAUAAUGUGGCCCAGAGUUCCUUCACGUUUGAGGCUGUAAGUGGUGUUAAUUAUUUGCGGCUCUCCCGCUCCCGUUUGUGAAUACGAUUCUUAUCCGUCAACCCUGUUUCAAAUUCUUUACCAUUAAUUCACGUGGGGAGAAAUUCCCAGGUUUCAAGAGCAUUCGAGGAGCCAUUCAAGGAUAGAGCUUUGCAGGUAAGAACAUGGCUUAGAGUUGCAUUUUAUUUGCCCGCGUAGCAGCUUUCAUGAAUCAUGUUUAGCAGCCUGAUAACGAGGCAUUCUCUCGUUUCGCGCCAUUGAAUAUCUACUCUUGAAUGCCCCAAAUCGUGCUAAGAAAUUCAGAUUGCCUUCUCAUCGAAAUGGGUCACAUUAAAAAAAAAUAGAUUUUAUUAGAUUCACAUGAAAAAAGGAUUCAGAGCGUGGAAUUGCUGCAGGGCUUGUGACCAUUCUGUUGAUUCUUUUCGGAUCUCAGAGUUAUUGGCUCGAUUCCUUGGCUAACCAGUUUUUUAUUUAGACGGUGAUGUCUGCAAGAUCUGCAUGCGAGAAUGCUGGAAAUAUCUGGUGGCGCUUUAAUGCUGUUCAUCUUCUUAUGGAUGAACCCCUGGAGCACAUGCUAUCUAAUUUUUAUCCCUGGAGUAGGAUGGCUCAUCCCCCACAUCUACCAAAAAAGCCAUGAAAAACCCGAUCGAAACGAAGAAAGCCAUAGUUCCUUUCCAUGCAGGAGCUUUACCAUGGUUCUCGUCUGAAAUAUAAAUCUGAAACCCCCCUAUGUUUCUAGUUCAAAAGCUAUAUUUUAACAGUGGAGGCCACAUUCAUGUUGUUAAAAAAAGGGUUAGUCUGGUGGUUCUUGUGAGGAAUGAAUUCAUUAGCUUGGUGUGUAUAUUUCCCUGGUCGGAGAAACCAUUUGAUCUGUAUUUGCGCCUGGAUUUCAGAGACUCGUAAAUAACUACUCUAGAAAUAUUUUGUGGUGCAAUGCUCCGUGUACCUGUGAUCUCGCUACACUGCUGAGGAUCUAGUGAUUCAUCUGAUUUUAAUAAUUAUGAACAUUCUUAGGUGUCCUCCCCAAUUACCAAGUUGACAGAGGAGAAAGGUUUUGCAAUUCAGCAGAAUCAAAAGCUUCGUCAAGAGCUGGUAUGGGUGUUGAUUUUCCUUCGUGCUUGAUGCAAUGAUUUAACAUGUUAUUUCGCAUUUUCUAUUGACUAAUUCUUGUUAUUUGAAUCGAAAUCCUUUUAAAACUUUUCGAACAGUUUUUUGCUCUUUGGUACUGAAUGCAUUACGUUUCGUUCCAGAGCAUUAUUGGUCGUAUUAUGCGUAUUAUUUUAUUUUAAGAAGAUGGUUAGAUAGGAUACUGGAUGAGAAUAAGGUUAUUAAAUGAAAUAAUGUCAUAUAUUCGUGUAGAAAAAAUAAAUAGUAUACUCUGUUUAGUUUUUCAUUGCUCGCACUUGUCAUAUAUUUCUUUUUCUUGUUCCUUUACGUAUGCUGACUGCUUAAUACGACUUAUAAUAUGCAUCCAACAGUACUUGAAUGUGCCUUUCUUGAUAAUAAUUUAUUUUUUAUCUCAAAUUAAUGGGGCCACAAUCUUCAGUAUAUCAUCUUGCGACUAAGAACUUUGAUUCUGUAAAAAUAAAUAAGAUUCUCCUGUUCUAAAUUCCUAUAAUUUCUUAUUCCUUUGAUUCUUGAUUAUAGUCCAUGCAUGGCCUGCACACCUGCCAGUCACUACAGAUGAACAUUGUCAUUAAAUUCCACACCAGCUCUGCAAGAUCUUCCAGUAGCAAGCCAGUGACUGGUUUGGAAAAACACGAUUAAAUUGGCCUGUAAAUUAACUUCUUUUUCGUGCACAGUUCGUUCUUUCUUUGAUGCAACAGGCCGGAAUUAGGUUUUUUUUCUCUCUCUAAGUUGAAAAAGUGUGUAUAAUCUGGUGGGUUAGCGUCGUGUUUCACCAAUUUGAUCAUGUUCUUGACGUGGGAUCUUCUCUGGGUUUCCUGAUCUGACAGGAGAUGCUGAGAAAAGAUCUCAGCAGGAGCAAGCAGGGUGGCUUCUCCAUCAUGGUGGUGCUGCUGGUGGGUAUCCUGGGCAUCCUGGCCGGGUAUGCUAUCAAGAAAAGCUGA
Molecule: messenger RNA, 3184 nt
Organism: Spirodela intermedia
Lineage: Eukaryota; Viridiplantae; Streptophyta; Magnoliopsida; Alismatales; Araceae
Source: the annotation of a GenBank genome assembly